GGAUUCUUGAUCUCUAAUAUGAGUACCCCGUAACGCAUAUAUUUAGACUCCGUGUAUCAAACAGCAUCACGUGUCCUACUUGAUACUACGUACAAUACACAACAUUAAACACUGCUUACCAUUUUUGUUAACCCUAUAAUAACUUGCCUCAAUUAUGGACAACACUCAACAAGUCAACACUCAAAAACAUCAGUAACUAAGCACAAAAACAAACACAUUAUGGAUAGUGGAAACGGGUCUAACAACUAUGAUGACCAGAUGGCAUUGGCUUCAAGCUGCCCGAAGAAGAGGGCAGGAAGGAAGAAGUUACAGGAAACGAGGCACCCGGUGUACAGAGGAGUAAGGAUGAGGAACGGGGACCGGUGGGUAUGUGAGGUCCGAGCCCAUAACAACUCCCGAAUAUGGCUCGGAACAUACCCAACUGCUGAGAUGGCUGCACGAGCCCAUGACGUGGCCGCAUUGGCUCUUAGAGGUAGUACUGCAUGCCUCAACUUUGCUGACUCCGCAUGGAGGCUGCGUGUCCCUGCAUCAACUAACACUAGGGACAUUCAGCAGGCAGCAGCCGAGGCAGCAGAAGCUUUCCGAGGUGGAGGAUCAGAGGUUUAUGUAGGGGAGAAUAGCAACAUGAGCAAUAACAAUGUCAAUAAUGUUACUAUGCAAGCUUCUGGUGGUGGGAAUGAGGUAAGAACUAACACUAACAAUAAUGAGGUUUUGCAUCAGCAAAACGCUGAAUAUGUAGAUGAAGAGGCGGUAUAUAACAUGCCAGGGUUACUUCAGAACAUGGCUGAAGGAAUGUUACUCCCACCACCUCAAAAUCCAUAUGAAGGAUAUAACUGGAAUGAUGAGACUGACGACUGUGAUGUCUCACUCUGGAACUAUUAAGCAUGGACUAAAUUCCAUGCAAGGUAAUAGACUAACUAAUUGUUGCGGGGUGGUUCAUUCCGUGCAUAUGCAUUAUUUUUAAUUUCUAGUACAUAUAGAUCAUGCCGAAAAGGCAUGAAAUUUCAAGCAAGAUCUAUCUAUUAAAAAAAAAAUCUUUGCUUGAAGUAGAAUGAAAUAUUAUCAGGGGAGACUAGGGGUAUCAGGGUAUGUUUUUGUGCAGGCUUGCGUAAGGGGUAGAGAAAGGAAAGAGUGUAUUUUGUAUUGUAAUGGUGGUUUUUGCAAUGAUGUAUUGCUAUAGCUAAUAGCCUGCAUGUAACUAUGUAAGUAGCCUAAGCAAAGGUCCCUGGAACUUUACAUGAAUAAAAGUCUAUUGCCAGUUACUACGUA
This is a messenger RNA of Spinacia oleracea (spinach), 1269 nucleotides long. RefSeq names its product dehydration-responsive element-binding protein 1A-like. NCBI's taxonomy places the organism in Eukaryota, Viridiplantae, Streptophyta, Magnoliopsida, Caryophyllales, Amaranthaceae. The transcript has a single exon. Gene Ontology annotation, molecular function: DNA binding; DNA-binding transcription factor activity. Bases 220 to 882 code for a protein of 220 amino acids. Gene Ontology annotation, biological process: regulation of DNA-templated transcription. The record is from RefSeq and is a predicted model, not a curated record.